Molecule: messenger RNA, 4903 nt
Organism: Carassius gibelio (silver crucian carp)
Lineage: Eukaryota; Metazoa; Chordata; Actinopteri; Cypriniformes; Cyprinidae
Gene: anapc1
Product: anaphase promoting complex subunit 1
Biological process (GO): anaphase-promoting complex-dependent catabolic process; protein K11-linked ubiquitination; metaphase/anaphase transition of mitotic cell cycle
Cellular component (GO): anaphase-promoting complex
Molecular function (GO): molecular adaptor activity
Source: RefSeq, a predicted model, not a curated record
UAACAACAUGAGUAUGUCCGCGGUCAUUUGAAACAUUGUAGUGUGCUCACUCGUUUUUCCCUGCAUACUUUGAUGUGUUUGUUUGUUGACCUCAACGAGCAGGCGAUUGCAGAAGGAGAGACAUCUGUCAAAGGGAAGGACCGCACUCCAGUACAGGAAGCUCGACUAUUUGUUAUUAUUUAGCAGAAAUAAUGCUGAUAUUUGUAACUCAUGUCGCACAUCUAUGAAGAGAGAGCCACAAUGAUAGCUGCAGGCGAAUUGCAUUCGAUUGUCCCAUUCGAUCGUGAGCAGUGCAAAAAUCACCCAAAUGCCGCGAAUCUCCAGCUGCAGCAGCUCCAGCCAGCCUGCGAGCUCUGGUCCUCUGACGGGGCGGCUGGACUCACAGGAUCCCUUCAGGUCGUCACUCUACAGGACCAUGAGAAGGAGCGCUGGCAGCUGAGGAAGGGAGCUGCUCCUGAUGAGGUUGAAAAUGAGGAGGAGCUGUAUGUGGCUGGAAACAUGGUCAUAUGGAGUCGUGGCAGUAAGAAUCAAGCCUCAUGGUGGACAUCCCAGUUCAGCAGGUACUGGACUGUCUCAUUUCACUGCCACUCACUGCCAUUUCAGAGGAGAUCUUCCAGCAAAGCCAUUGUCACUAGCAGCCGUCUCUUUGAGUCCCGUCUCCAGUAUGUUUCAGACAGCGCUCUGAGAGUGGUGUUCACCAGCCACGAGCCCUCCAUUAUCAUGACUCGGGCUCGUUCACCUGGCAUAUCAGUGCCCUCCUUCUCUGGAGCUCAGCGCUUCAACAUGUCCUGCCAGACGCCGUCCCCACGAGGCCACAGCAUCCUGGCCUCACCCAACAGCACCCUGAAUGAUACAGCCCUGCAUCCAGAAAUGGAGCCAAUUCUUCCCGACCUCUGCAUUGAGCAGCUCUGGACAGAAACCAGCGCUAUCUCCAGAGAGAAAGGCUGCCAGGCCUCUAAAGUCUUCAUCACCUCUGACCUGGUCGAGUCUCACCAGCAGCUCAGGUGUGUCAAAUUUCUGGAGAGCAAUGAAACUUCUCAACUGAUAUUUGCAUCAGUGACCGUCAUCAAAGCAAAAGAUGCUGCCCCUCUUGAGGACAUUCAUACCAUGCUGGUGCUUGAGGCCAAUGGAAGUCUGGUCUUGUACACAGGAGUCACACGGGUCAGCAAAGUAUUUAUCCCUGGCCUUCUGUGUCCUACCUUCAGUGUGCAAAACCACCAGCCGCAGUUAAGCACCCCUCUGGAGAACAUCAGCACCCCUGCCAGGACCACAGUUCAGCGUAUGAGCCGGCUGGAGGAGGUUGGCAUGCCGUCUCCGGUGUCAGAGGUUCUCAGCUCGACACAGCACCACGAGUCAUCCCUAGAAGCCCCUCCAUUCCCUUCCCACCUGGAAGACCCUCCAUUCCAGCAAGCCGCACCUCACACCCGCAGCUUCAGAGACCCUGUCAGCAACAGUCACGCUGAAAUCCAAACAAACGAGGCCAAAUCAAACCCCAUGCACCGCUCCAUCCUCAGAUCUCAACAUCCUCUUCCUCUGUAUCAGCGUUGCCUGCAGGCCAUCAGGUUUAUUUUACCCAAGGACACUGCCAUGAAAGUGCUGGUCAAGUGGUACAACAGUUACAACGCCCCUGGAUGUCCCAGCAUGCACCUGGAGUGGAACCUGUUUGUUACAUGCCUAAUGACAAUGAUGGGUUACAACACCGAACGACUGACAUGGACACGCAAUGAUUGGGGAUACCUCAGAUGCUCUGACUACCACUGGCAGGUUUCCAUGCACCCCGCGGUGCCCCCCGGUGGAGUGAAUAACCAUGAGUCAACUCUGUGUUUGGAGUCGUCCGCCCUCCUUUUCCCUCACAUCCCGGUGCUCUUCUACGUUCUGCAUCUGCUCUAUGAAGACCUGAAGCUGGACGAGCUAAAGCGGAGAGAGGCGAGAGCUCUGGUCGGUCUGCUGCAACAGCUGGCCAAGGACCUUCAACUGGAGGAUUUCAUUGAUCUGUCCUGGCGCGAUUACCCCUCAUUCAUCAAAACCUUCAAGGAGGCCUGCGUGAUUGAUCAAGCUCAGAUGGAGCAGAUGACUUUGCCCGUGCUCCUGGACGGGGAAGCCCCAUGUGUGUUCAGCUGGCUCAGUCGCUGUCUGAGAGGGCAAGAUGUGGCGCCUUUUCCUUAUCUGCCUGGCAUCUGUGAGAAAACCAAACUACUGGUGCUGAUGAAGACGCGAUCUCGACAAAGGCUGUACACAGGGCAAAAGAAAAACACGUUUGAUCCUUUUCUUAGAAGGUACCUAUGGUUUAUGAUCAUCGUCAUGUGCCUUAUGUUUGUUUUUCUAGAUAAGCCUCAGCUCUUAAACACUAGAUUUACAUUGAAGGAUCUGGAGUCGGUUAAGUUUGGUGUGGCUCUGCCAAUCAGAGACACCAUCUACCAAUGCAGAGAGCAUCCCUGCUCUGAUUGGUCUGAGGAGGUCUGCGCUCUGAUUGGGCGACAGAACCUGACUAAACAAGCUCACAAAAGCUCCAGACCUGUCCGGGUCAAUGUGCCCCAUGAAGUUGGUGAUCAUGAGUACAUAGAGGAGACAGAGAACAAGCUGCGGCAGUUGUGCCAGCGCACCAUGGGACAGGGACUCUUUACUCUUUUCUCAUACCAUCCUGUGCCAACUGAACCACUCCCUGUGCCCAAACUCAACCUGACUGGCCGCACUCCUCCCAGGAACACCGUGGUGGACCUGAACACUUGUAACAUCGAUGUGCCGCCCAACAUGACCAGCUGGCCCAGCUUUCAUAACGGAGUGUCAGCUGGUCUUAAGAUCGCCCCUGCCUCUCAGGUGGAAUCUGCCUGGAUUGCAUACAACAAACCCAAAAGUGCUGACCUGGCCAAUGAAUACACCGGUUUCCUCAUGGCCCUGGGCCUCAAUGGCCACCUCACUAAACUAGCAACACUUAACAUCCAAGACUACCUCACCAAGUCAGGCCAGGCUUUGUUGAUACUUUCUGUGGUCGCUGAGCGAUGUCCACCUGGUCCUGAGAUGGAGUACUGUACGGACAGGGAAUCCUACUCCCUAGCAGCAGGACUCACACUUAGCAUGGUCUGCCUGGGACAUGGCAAUAACCUGAUCAGGAUGACCGACCUGAACGUGCCCGAGCAGCUCUAUUAGUAUAUGCUGGGAGGACAUCGACGCAUGCAUGCUAGCUUCAACAGAGAGAAACACAAGUCUCCCAGCUAUCAGAUCAAGGAGGGUGACACUAUCAAUGUGGACGUGACCUGUCCUGGUGCAACACUUGCCCUAGCCAUGAUUUACCUGAAAACAAACCAUAGGUCUGUAGCUGAUUGGCUGAAAGCCCCGGACACCAUGUUUCUGCUGGACUUCAUUGAGCCUGUGUUUUUGCUGCUGAGGACGCUGGCCAGAUGUCUUAUCAUGUGGGACGAGAUCUUUCCCAAUGCCGAAUGGGUGACCAGUAAUGUGCCUCAGAUCAUCCAAGAAAACCUCGGAAGCCAGGAGCAGACGUCCAUCUCUGAGGAUCUCAACAUGGAGACCUUAGUUCAAGCUCAUGACUAUAUAAUUGCCGGAGGCUGCCUGGCUGUGGGAUUCUGGUUUGCUGGAUCUGCAAAUUCAGAUGCUUUUGACUACUGCUUACUCCUUGACAUGGUCCUCCUGGCGGUUUCAGUGGUGAUGGCCGGUUCAGGGAAAGUCUUGCAGCUGUGCCGCUUCCUCCACAAACAUACCUGUGGCGAGAUGAACUAUGUCUUUCACAUGCCCCAUCACGUGACUCUAGGCCUGCUCUUCCUGGGUACACACUCAGCUAUUGCUGCACUCCUUUGUGCACUUUAUCCUCAUUUCCCUGCACACAGCUCAGACAACAGGUAUCAGCUCCUGGCGUUGCGCCACCUGGCUGUGUUCGCAGCUGAACCUCGUCUGCUGGUGUCUGUGGAUGUAGACACUCUUCAACCCUGCUACGCUCUGCUAGAUCUCACCUACAGGGAGACACAGUAGUAUGAAGAGAUGACCGUGGAGUUGAUGGCUCCCACCAUGCUGCCUGAACUUCACCUUCUGAAACGGAUUAAGGUAAACGGUCCAAGAUAUUGGGAGCUGAACAUCGACAUCAGUAAAGGAACCCAACAUCUGCAAUCCAUCCUAUCCAAAGACGGCGUUCUGUAUGUGAAGUUCCGCGCCGGACAGCUGCCCAACAAGGACGACCCUAAAGACUGGAAGAGCUUGCUGGCCCCCAACCUCAACAACAGAAGCGCUGAAGUGCGCACUCUUAAGCCCGAGGCCAUCUCAACCUUCACCUCAGACGCAGCUCUGGUCUCCUUCGCCUCGGAAAACAUGAAGCAUAAGCUGUCAGCAAUUCUGUAUGAAUGUGUGACUCAGGAAUACCCCGAAAUGCUGCCAACACACAUCUCUAUUGACCAGAUAACAGUCAUGUGCUACUUGAGAAGACAGCCGAUGAACAACGACACUGAUGUCAACAUGUUAGCCUGCUUCCUGGUCUACCAUUCCAUCCCCAGCCUCAAGAACAUGGAGGUGUCCGACCUGAAAGGAUGUUCCUGUUUUCCAGAGUUGCUGCUCAAGAGCAGUCAGUUGGGUGUUCCUGUACGUGCUCUGCUGCAUUUGAGUCCUCUGCUCCUUCAGAAACAUGAUUCUGGAGUUUAACCCACCAAUUCCUGGAGGUCAGCCAACCUUCUGCUUAACCAGGUACCGUGGAGUCAUGGGUGCCUUGUUCUUACACAGGAACUGUGGACAUUUUUAUCACAUUAUAGUGUCUCGAAGAGCGGAAAAAGAUUCCCUCAGCCAUAUUUUGACAUGUAAAUAGUUUGUAAUUAUAUUUGUAUUUCAGUCAAUAAAUAUGACUUGAAAUGGUUUUCAUAAAGUAUGCCUGGCUUGUAUUAAAUAAAAGAAACUUGUUCUGGUC